GCGGCGCAGGCGGCCAUGUUGAAGCGGUGUGUGUGAAGAGCGGCGCUCGGAACGCAGAGGAGCCGCAGCCCGCCAUUGUGUGGAAGCUGAGCUGUACGGAGAGACAGACAGGGGCCCGAACGCACGUCUCCUGCGCCGCCGCACCGACUUUAAACACCCAUAACUGUCCGAAUAGUUUACUAGCGCGCCCCGGGGGGAGAGAAAUGUCCGCCAGCAGCCUCCUCGAACAGAGACCGAAAGGCCAAGCGAACAAAGUCCAAAAUGGAGCUGUGAGCCAGAAGGAUACUCUGAACGAUGAUGAAUUCGAGCCCUACCUGAACCCUCAGGGCAGACAGAGCAAUGCCUAUACAGCCAUGUCCGACUCCUACAUGCCCAGUUACUACAGCCCUUCCAUAGGGUUCUCCUACUCCUUGAACGAGGCGGCUUGGUCCACUGGUGGCGACCCCCCCAUUCCCUACAUGGCCUCUUAUGGACAGCUCAGCAACGGGGAGCAUCACUUUCUGCCGGACGCCAUGUUCGGGCAGCCGGGGGCGCUGGGGAGCAACCCCUUCCUGGGGCAGCACGGCUUCAAUUUCUUCCCCAGCGGCAUUGACUUCUCUGCCUGGGGCAACAGCAGCUCUCAGGGCCAGUCAACACAGAGCUCCGGCUACAGCAGCAGCUAUGCCUACGCUCCCAGCUCCCUGGGCGGUGCUAUGAUCGACGGACAGUCCCCGUUUGCUGCCAACGAGCCCCUCAACAAGGCCCCUGGGAUGAACAGCCUGGAUCAGGGCAUGGCAGGCCUUAAGAUUGGUGCUGGGGACAUGACCCCCAAGGUGGUGGGUUCGGGGCUCCCUGGGGGGCCCCUCAGCCAAGUUUCUGGUGCUCCCAGCAUGCCCCCCGUCUCCAUCGCUCCGGUGAAGCCAGCCUCCUGGGCCGACAUUGCCAGCAAGCCGGCCAAACCGCAGCCCAAGCUGAAAACAAAGGGCGGAGUGGGUGGGACUAACCUUCCCCCUCCCCCUAUCAAACAUAACAUGGACAUCGGCACCUGGGACAACAAAGGGACUGUCCCCAAGGUGUCUGCCCCCCAGCAGGCUGCUAUUCCCAGCAAUGGGCAGCCACCCAACCAGGCCUCCCCCCAGCCUGGUGUCACUGCGGCAGGUGCCCAGCCGCUUCCCAUCAGCAACGGGCAGUUGGCACCUCCUGCAGGCCAGCUCGGGCAGCACCAGCAGCCUCCAGUUGUCCAACAGGGAUUGGCUCAGCCACCGCUUCCGCCCGGCCCGCCUUCCGCCCAGCCGGCGCCACCCACCCGCUGGGUGCCCCCACGUAACCGUGCCAAUGGCUUUGGGGACACUGUGUCAGGCGCUGGGCAGUCACCCCCCAGCUCUGGGGUGGGCGGAGUGUCUAUGCCCUCUGAACCGCACCCGGUCCUGGAGAAGCUGCGCCUUGUCAACAACUACAACCCCAAGGACUUCGACUGGAACCCCAAGCAAGGGCGCGUCUUCAUCAUCAAGAGCUACUCGGAGGAUGACAUCCACCGCUCCAUCAAGUACAACAUCUGGUGCAGCACAGAGCACGGCAACAAGCGGCUGGAUGCUGCCUACCGCUCGCUGGGCGCCAAGGGUCCCCUCUACCUGCUCUUCAGUGUCAACGGCAGCGGCCACUUCUGUGGCGUGGCUGAGAUGCGCUCACCUGUGGACUACAACACGUGCGCCGGUGUGUGGUCGCAGGACAAGUGGAAGGGCAAGUUUGAGGUGCGCUGGAUCUUCGUGAAGGACGUGCCCAACAGCCAGCUGCGCCACAUCCGCCUGGAGAACAACGAGAACAAGCCGGUGACCAACUCGCGGGACACGCAGGAGGUGCCUCUGGACAAGGCACGACAGGUUCUCAAGAUCAUUGCCAGCUACAAGCACACCACCUCCAUCUUUGACGACUUCUCGCACUACGAGAAGCGGCAGGAGGAGGAGGAGAGUGUGAAAAAGGUUGAAGUUCAGGGAAAUGACCCCUACACCAGUAACCCCAGCAGGAGCCAUUACAGACUGCAGGAUCGCCAAGGACGCGUCAAGUAAUGGCGCCGGGCCGUGGCUAAGGACUGCGCUGGCCCCCACCUGUCACCGCCGCUCCCCACAUGCAGAUCUUUUCACAAUCCCAGAAGGGGGAAAAUAACCAAGGACACAAAUGGAAAACAACAACAAAAAAAACUAAAUGAAGACUUUCUUGAUUUCUGUUGACUUUAAAGACUUACUUCGAACUUAUAGUAAAAAAGAGAAACGAUUAUUCAUAGGACUACAAAAACUUAAAAGCGAUUCUAUAGCAUCCUUAGGUGAACCAGUCGUUUUUCUUUUUGAACCCCACCCCCAUUUCAUUGCAUCUUUUGUUGUUUUUUCCUCAUUUUUUUUAAAAUGAUCCUGUUUUUACAGUCCAAGAGCAAGACUUUACUUCCUUACUAAAAUCUAGAGUGGAAAUUUUUAGUGUUGACAACUAGUGUGACCAGAAGGGGCAGUUUUUUUUUUUUCUUUUUUUUUUUCCUCCCCCCCCCCUUCUUUAUUUUGUGCCUCUGCCAACCCAUUCCCACCUGUGCCCUGCACCCCCCCUCCCUCCAGACCUGCUCCAAGGAAACUUAACUGUGUGAUCAGGACUUGGUGUAAAACCCCUGCAUCCCCUACCUGGUCCAGUGGAUUUUGCAUUGUGGGUAGUCCAAGAACUGCAGUUCAAAGGUCAUUGUCCUCAAAUAUCACCACUUGCCCCACCCCUCCCCUCCCCUUUAAAAAGAAAUGGAUGAAAGCCAAUGAAUGUUGAGGUUCUGAGUUAAUUUUUUUACUGUAUUGGCAACUUGGGGGAAGUCAAAGUGAAGAGCUGUUCAGUUAGUCCUGGUCCUGUAUGAUUUUAUAGUGUAUAAAUGGACUGUGUUCUGUCUUUUUGGAAACAGAUCUUCUCCCCUCCUUGAACGAGUCUAAAUUGUUGCUACGGGCUGCUUUCUUUAACCAUUUUUGUUUCUUCCUCUGUUUAAGUCAACGAAGGGACAGGCGUGGCUCGUCUCCUGUUAAUCAGUUCAGCGUAAUAAAUGUGAUAUCAUACUCAGCAAGA
Scleropages formosus (Asian bonytongue) is the source of this 3063-nucleotide messenger RNA. It is a transcript of the gene ythdf2, whose product is annotated as YTH N6-methyladenosine RNA binding protein F2. Gene Ontology annotation, cellular component: cytoplasm. Gene Ontology annotation, molecular function: N6-methyladenosine-containing RNA reader activity; mRNA binding. The coding region runs from base 204 to 2045 and encodes 613 amino acids. Lineage: Eukaryota; Metazoa; Chordata; Actinopteri; Osteoglossiformes; Osteoglossidae. Gene Ontology annotation, biological process: mRNA destabilization. The transcript has 6 exons. The record is from RefSeq and is a predicted model, not a curated record.